AUGGAUGCCUUUUUAGCCUACGACGGUCGCCUGGUGGCCCUGACCACGGAGACGCUGUCGGCGGCCGACCUGCCCCGCGUCGUCUCUCUGUCCGAGGUCGCCCCUGACGACCUACAGCGCCGCCUCCGGGGCGCCUUCUGGCAGCAGGACGUGCCCGUGCUGACCAGCCCACCCCGCUUCCCGCCCGCCACCCGGCUCACUGUGCUGCUGGCCGGCUCGCUGGGCCAUCCGGCGCUCGAGGCGGUGCUGCGCGAAAACGAGCGGGCGAUGCUCGUUAGCUGCGCCAACGACUCGUGCGCACGCCUGGCGGCCACCUCACCAGGCCGGGGCGGCGUGCGGCUGGUGCCCUGGACGCCAGGGACGCCACCGCCCGACUGGAAGCUCAGGCAGCUGGGCGGCCGCACCCUGCGCGUCCUGGCUCCCCUGAGGAAGAAGCUGGUUGGCCACUGCACCUCCCCCGUCAUAGCAGCCUACAUCGCCCCCGACAACCGGACGCAGCUAUGUGGCUACCUUGGACAGACUCUGAACAUGCUCGCCGACAAUCUAAAUUUCAAGCCGCGGCUGAUAAGGAAAUCUGGCUGUGGCAGAUUACAGCUGGACGGCUCGCUGAACGGCCGGCCCUCCUGGCUGAUCACCGGCCGCGGCGACCUCGGCGCCGGCACCUGCACCGUCGACGUCAAACGGAGCUCAGCCGUCUACAUGGGCGAGUGGUUCUGGAGCGACACCACCUCCAUCGGCACCGCCCAACCGGACCACUGGCACUCGGACUUCCUCGUGUUCGGCGUUUUCACGCCGGAGGUGUGGGGGCUUUCGGCGCUGUACGUGCUGCUGUACGCGGCUAUUCUGCGGGUAGCCGAGUUGGCGGGCGGCGCGGGACGCAGUCGCCCGCCCGGGUGCCGCUCGGUCGGUCGCUCUGCCCGCGCCGCCCGCGCCGACCGGCAGCGCGUGCCCUCCGUCACAGCCUACGUACAGCAGUCGCUCCGCAUGUUCCUCGGACAGGGCGACGACGUGACCAGCGCGCAGCCGGCCACCAGGCUGCUCAUGAUGUUCAUCUACAUGAGCACGGUAACGCUGAUGUCGAUCUACGCGGGCAACCUGACAGCGUUCCUCUCGAUCGGCCGCUACUCGGCGGCCAUCGAGACGCUGGAGGAGCUGGCGGCGUCGCCUAUCGAGCCCCACGUCACCUUCGGCCAGAGCCACUACUACAUCUUCGAGAACGCCACCAGCGGGGCGCGCGGCCGCAUCUGGCGCAAGAUGCAGGCGUGCGAUGGCUGCGUACACGCUCACUUCCGCACCACCGAAACUCCCGAGUUCGUGGCGGCCCUGGUGCGCGGCGGGCGCUCGCUCUUCCAGAGCCAGCGCGCACUGCUGAUGAGGGCCGACAAUCACCUGGCGCGCACUGGGCAGCCGUCGGCGGCGCUCUGCCCGAUCCGGAUCGCGCGGCAGGCGCUGCGCCGCGACUUCUACAGCCUCAUGUUCCCGCACCACAGCCAGUACAGCGAGCUGUUCGACAGGGCUAUCCGGCGCCUGCGCUACCAGGGCGUCAUCCAGCGCAUCUUCGGCCAGGUGGCUGCCAACCGCUGCACGCGCUCGGCACCCCUGAGCCACGGCGUCGCUCCGCUGGACCUCCACCGGCUGGUGGGCGCCUUCUACGUCUGGCUGGCCGGCAUGGGCGCCGCUCUGUUGGUUCUGGUGACCGAGUGCUGCUUGGGCUGCAGGAGAACAUGUCACAUAUAG
Pollicipes pollicipes is the source of this 1737-nucleotide messenger RNA. RefSeq names its product glutamate receptor ionotropic, delta-2-like. The coding region runs from base 1 to 1737 and encodes 578 amino acids. Gene Ontology annotation, cellular component: membrane. The record is from RefSeq and is a predicted model, not a curated record. NCBI's taxonomy places the organism in Eukaryota, Metazoa, Arthropoda, Thecostraca, Pollicipedomorpha, Pollicipedidae. The transcript has 5 exons. Gene Ontology annotation, molecular function: ligand-gated monoatomic ion channel activity.